AUGAUCAUCCACCGGGGCUCCGACGACCUCCCCUCCAAGCCGGAACCCGAUUCCCAGUUCCAGCAAGUCGAUAAUACUGGGCCAACUGCUUCAGACGGGGACUUGGACUUCGCGCGCCGCGAGGCCCGCGUCGUCGCGAAGCUCGACUUGUACGUGUGCCCGAUCCUCGUCGCGCUGCAGCUCGUCUCGUUCCUGGACCGGGGCAACAUCGGGUUCGCGGCUUCGCAGGGCAUGACGGCGGACCUGCGGCUCGUCGGCACCCAGCUCAACACCGCCCGGGUCGGCUUCCGCCGCUUGAUUCCCGCGGCGGCGGCGUGCUGGGGCUGCGCGUGCCUGGGGAACGGCUUCGCGAGGGGUUUUGGCGAUCUUGCGGCGUGUCGGCUUUUGAUGGGCUUGUUUGAGGGGUUCUUGAUGCCGAGCCUUACGCUUAUGCUGGCGAAUUGGUAUAAGAGGGAGGAGAUUGGGUUGAGGAUAAGCUACCUGUUCAUUGCUUCCUCGGUUUCAAGUGCGUUUAGCGGCUUGAUCGCGUACGCCAUCUUGUUCAUGGAUGGAAAAGCGGGAUAUCCGGGGUGGAGGUGGCUAUAUAUCGUUGAGGGCUCCGUAACCGUUAUUAUCGCUAGUAUCUGCUACUUCAUCAUCCCGUCAUCUUACACCACGGCUUACUUCCUAAACGAGGAUGAUCGAGCCGUGAUGCGGAAGCGCGCGGAACUCACGGAAGCGUAUAGCGGUGGAAAAGGACACUAUACCCGCGCCGAAUUCAUGAUGGCUGUCAAAGACGUGAAGACCUGGCUGCACGCGUUCGUCCAAGUCAUGUGCUUGACCGUCAUGUAUGGCUUCAGCGUCUUCCUGCCCAUUAUCCUUCGCUUCGGUUUCGACUUCAGCGUUGAGCAGUCUCAGUACCUCAGCAUUCCGGUAUUCUUUUGGGGUUCUCUCGUCUACGCCAUGGUCGGAUACUUAUCCGACCGAUACGCGCGAAGAUUCGUUCCUUGCGUCUCCUUGGCGCCAUUUGGUGUAAUCGGCUAUGCGAUUCUUCUGGGCGGCGAACACCUUUCGGCUGGAGUUAAAUACUUCGCUUGCUUCAUCAUUGCGACCUGCGUAUGGGUUAUGGGCGGCGCGAAUAUAGCUUGGCUCUCAACUAAUACUGCCCCUGAUGGCAAGCGUGCCGCGUCCCUUGGUUUGGCUCUAGCAAUAGGAAACCUCGGUGGAAUCAUCUCGGGGCAGAUUUAUCCUCAGAAGAUGGCUCCGGCGUACACUCUAGGCCAUGCGUGGAGUCUCGGGGCGAUAAGUAUCGCGUUUUCCACUUGGUGGGUGAUUAGGUAUGUCUAUUGUAGCCGUGAGUCACUCAAGAAUGAGGCUCGCGAAGGGGGAAGUGCAGAGUCAGUGAGAUUUUCUGAUAGAGCACCGACUUAUAAAUACCAGCACUAG
Messenger RNA from Annulohypoxylon truncatum, 1425 nucleotides. RefSeq names its product MFS general substrate transporter. Lineage: Eukaryota; Fungi; Ascomycota; Sordariomycetes; Xylariales; Hypoxylaceae. Gene Ontology annotation, biological process: transmembrane transport. Gene Ontology annotation, cellular component: membrane. The coding region runs from base 1 to 1425 and encodes 474 amino acids. The transcript is spliced from 4 exons. The record is from RefSeq and is a predicted model, not a curated record. Gene Ontology annotation, molecular function: transmembrane transporter activity.